This is a messenger RNA of Aspergillus candidus, 735 nucleotides long. RefSeq names its product putative short-chain dehydrogenase. Gene Ontology annotation, molecular function: oxidoreductase activity, acting on the CH-OH group of donors, NAD or NADP as acceptor. The transcript has 8 exons. NCBI's taxonomy places the organism in Eukaryota, Fungi, Ascomycota, Eurotiomycetes, Eurotiales, Aspergillaceae. The coding region runs from base 1 to 735 and encodes 244 amino acids. The record is from RefSeq and is a predicted model, not a curated record.
AUGGCUGAGACCAAAACCUGGCUGAUCGUCGGUGCGUCUCGUGGGAUCGGUCUUGAGUUCGUCCGCCAGAUCCUCGCUCAUGGCCACCGCGUUAUUGCCACCGCGCGCAAACCCGGCUCUGCCUUGGAGGCUGUUGUUCGGGAUGCAGCGGAGCGCGCAACUGUUUUGGAAUGCGAUGUGUCUAGCGGGGAGAGCAUCACCAGCUUCACCGAGCAUUUAGUCAAAACCGGAGCCAAGAAGAUCGACUGCGUCGUGAUCAACGCCGGGAUCUUGGAAUAUCCAAACAGAACCCUCGAGAUGAGCUUCGAUCACUUCGCCCGCCAUCUGCACACCAACACCGUGGGUCCCAUCAUCACAGCCCAGAAGCUUCUCCAACAGACUGAAGUCGCGAUCGGAACAAUCGCAUUCAUGUCAAGCGAUUCGGGCUCCACGCAGCGCUUCCUAUCCUUCGAAGAUGGAUUCGCCGCGUAUGGUGCAUCCAAGGCGGCUCUUAACCAGGCUUUGCGUCAUAUGGCAGAGGAGCUGAAGCGUAAGGGCAGAGAAACUGUGAUUUUGGCACUGCAUCCGGGAGAGGUUGCCACCGACAUGGCGAAUAUUGAAAUCACCUGGGAGAUAGAUGGUGGACAGAUCAGUGCCGAAGAGUCCGUUCGUGGCAUGCUGGGAGUCAUCCAGGAAAAGACAAUCGAGCAUACGGGGACGUUUUGGACUUGGGAGAAUGUGGAGUAUAUGUGGUGA